Molecule: messenger RNA, 1177 nt
Organism: Sinocyclocheilus grahami
Lineage: Eukaryota; Metazoa; Chordata; Actinopteri; Cypriniformes; Cyprinidae
Gene: tspan5b
Product: tetraspanin 5b
Exons: 12
Coding region: 150-992 (280 amino acids)
Cellular component (GO): plasma membrane
Source: RefSeq, a predicted model, not a curated record
UAAUAUACACUUUUUAGCUGCUGGGGGCGGCGUUCCUGUCUGUGGCUCUGUGGGCCUGGAGUGAGAAGGGGGUUCUCUCCAACAUAUCCUCCAUCACAGAUCUGGGCGGGUUUGAUCCAGUGUGGCUGUUUCUUGUGGUGGGUGGAGUGAUGUUCGUGCUCGGCUUCGCAGGAUGCAUCGGUGCUCUGAGGGAAAACGCCUUUCUACUUAAGUUUUUUUCCGUUUUUCUGGGAAUCAUAUUUUUCCUGGAGUUGACUGCGGGAGUCUUGGCGUUUGUCUUUAAGGACUGGAUUAAAGACCAGCUCAAGUUCUUCAUCAACAACAAUAUUAGAGCGUACAGAGAUGACAUUGACCUACAGAAUCUCAUCGACUUCACACAAGAUUAUUGGGAGUGUUGUGGAGCCUUUGGGCCUGAAGACUGGAAUCUGAACAUUUACUUUAAUUGUACUGACACUAAUCUGAGCAGAGAGAAAUGUGGGGUUCCCUUUUCCUGCUGCACCAAGGACCCUGCUGAGGAUGUGAUAAACACACAGUGUGGAUAUGACAUUCGAGCGAAAGAUGACAACGAACAGAAGAUGUUUAUACACACAAAAGGAUGUGUACCACACAGCAAUAUGUUCAAAUCUUGGGAGUGUUGUGGAGCCUUUGGGCCUGAAGACUGGAAUCUGAACAUUUACUUUAAUUGUACUGACACUAAUCUGAGCAGAGAGAAAUGUGGGGUUCCCUUUUCCUGCUGCACCAAGGACCCUGCUGAGGAUGUGAUAAACACACAGUGUGGAUAUGACAUUCGAGCGAAAGAUGACAACGAACAGAAGAUGUUUAUACACACAAAAGGAUGUGUACCACAGUUUGAGAAAUGGUUACAGGAGAAUUUAACCGUAGUUGCCGGAAUCUUCAUAGGAAUUGCACUUCUGCAGAUAUUUGGGAUCUGCCUGGCACAGAAUCUUCUGAGUGACAUUGAGGCGGUCAGGGAGAGCUGUUUGUUCACCUGAAGCAUUCGAGCCGUUCUGCAGACAGAUCCCCAUUUCUCUGUCAGUCAGCAGCAGGGUUGGCACAUUGUCAUCACAGUAUCCUAGCAACCAGUGAGGGAUUCCAUUCACAUACCUCCUUUAUAUUUCAGUGUACAGCGACAUCUUCAUGUUUUGCUUUGAUUUGAUUUUAAUCCUUCAAGUACAAA